AUGGAUUUCCAAAUAUUUUCGUUAUUCGCGAUUUUUUUGAUAAAUUCGACGACCGCUUGGCCGUUUGCCUGGCGGAGGAACGCGGAGGACAACGAUUUGGACAGCUCUAAUGAACUACUGACUCACCUGGGGCACUUGGAGGAGAAGAUGUUUGGUGUACCGAGCAAUGAAACUGGGGCGAAAGUGGCUGGAUGGAGCGAGGAGAUGGGAAUUAAUCCGGAGGAGUUGGGCGAAUAUGCAGAGGGUGAUAUACUCUUUCCCCUGGGACUCUCGAGAAAUGGACUUCUUGCGCAGUCUUCACGGUGGCCCGGGGGAGUCAUUCCGUACAUGAUCAGCCCGUACUUCAAUGCCAAUCAGAAAGCAUUAAUCAUGGACGCAAUGAACGAUUACCACCAAAACACAUGCAUUCGAUUCAUCCCCUACGCCGGUGUACAGAGUGAUUACAUUCGCAUAACAGCUGGUAACACCGGUUGUUGGAGUAGCGUUGGGAGGAUAGGUGGUGCACAGGACGUUAAUCUCCAGGUGCCAGGUUGUGUCACGAAAAAAGGCACUGUUAUUCACGAAUUGAUGCACGCAGUGGGCUUCCUCCACGAGCAGAGUCGCUUCGAACGAGAUCAGUUUGUGUCCAUCAACUGGCAGAACAUCAUGCCGGGUCGCACCGGGAACUUUGAUAAAGCAUCGAAAGGCACAACUGACGGGUUCGGAGUGGGAUACGAUUAUGGGAGCGUCAUGCAUUAUUCUGGAAACGCUUUUUCCGUCAAUGGACGACCAACGAUUGUUCCUAAGGAAGGGAAUGGCCUUUUGGAUCUCAUUGGCGAAGUAUUCCAGGGGAGAACGAAUACUAUGCUUGGGCAACGCGAGGGAUUCAGUAGACGGGACAUCCAGAAGAUAAGGAGGAUGUACAGGUGCAGCAAACGUCGACGAAGUUACAAUUAAUUAUUGACACGAGAUGGCUCAUCGGUGAUUCUAGGCGUUGGAACAGCUGGGGAACUGUACCAAGGGCCUGGGCUAUGCUAAAUCCCCUUUUCGAAUCAUCGAGUGAAGCGUGUGGUGAUAGCUGGCCCUUGGAAUUCCCU
Diachasma alloeum is the source of this 1076-nucleotide messenger RNA. RefSeq names its product zinc metalloproteinase nas-13. Bases 1 to 936 code for a protein of 311 amino acids. The transcript is spliced from 4 exons. The record is from RefSeq and is a predicted model, not a curated record. Gene Ontology annotation, biological process: proteolysis. Gene Ontology annotation, molecular function: zinc ion binding; metalloendopeptidase activity. Lineage: Eukaryota; Metazoa; Arthropoda; Insecta; Hymenoptera; Braconidae.